Molecule: messenger RNA, 1539 nt
Organism: Seminavis robusta
Lineage: Eukaryota; Bacillariophyta; Bacillariophyceae; Naviculales; Naviculaceae
Source: the annotation of a GenBank genome assembly
AUGGUGGCCCCCAACGACGAAGUGGCGGUCACAGCCGGCACGAUGGAACGGAAGGACGACGAGUGUGACAAUCAUCAUCAUCAUCAUCAGCAGCAUCAAAAGCAAAUCCAACAAUGUCUUUCGUCGUGUACGUGUUCCUGUACGGCCUAUGGCAAAGUGUGUCCUGCCAGUGCCAUGUUGGCCAGCAAGGCCGCUGUGGACGCCGUGCUCAAGCUGCAAGAGAAUUCCGUGCUCUUUGACAACAAGAACAAGAAAGACUGCAUGAACCUCCGCAAGUUGGAUUGUGACGAUUUGGACGUGGAAGAAACUUUGGGAGAAGGAGGAUUCUGUACCGUCAAGGCGUGUACUCUCAAACAGCACUUACUAUGCGGUGAAGGUGAAGACCCCCAACCACUGGCCAUGAAAUUCCUCAAGCGGUCCAUCAUGGCCAAUCGAAAACAGUUUGCACACGGAGCCGCCGAUUUGGCACAAGAAGCCUACUUUCUACACGCACUACGAGGUCAUCCCAACAUUCUCAAUCUGUAUGCCGUCACGGCAGGAGACUUGGCAUCCAAUGUCAGCAUGUCCAACAACAAUAACAACAAGUAUGGACUGUUCAUUACAGUGGAUCGCCUCUAUUCCACGCUAGAGCAAACGCUGGAACAAUGGCGGCAGGAGCAACAAGAACAAAAGGAACCACUCUUUGCCUUUAUCACCAACAGUAUGAGCAGUGAACACAAACAGCACAAACGAAAUCAGUUCAUUCAGAGAAUACAAAUUGCCAUUCAAAUUGCUACGGCCAUGCAGUAUUUGCAUCAACAUCGGGUCGUCUUUAGAGAUCUAAAGCCGGACAAUAUUGGCUUUGAUAAGGACGGGACACUCAAGAUUUUCGAUUUUGGAUUGGCCAAGGAACUCAAACCCAACGAAUCACAUGCCGAUGGACGAUACCAGCUCACGGGAAACACCGGCAGUCGACGAUACAUGGCACCCGAAGUUGCCAAGGAAUUGCCAUACAAUCAAACGGUCGAUGUGUACUCGUUUGGAAUUCUACUUCAUGAAUUGCUCUCGGGAGAGAAACCAUUUUAUGGGUAUAGCAGUGCCAAACACAUGGCAAACGUUGUCAUGGGAGGAGAACGACCACAUGUAGACAAACACUGGCCCAUCAAUCUACAGUGCCUCAUGAAACGAUGCUGGAGUCCUUUCCCCAAUGCACGGCCUGACUUUACCACCAUUCUACAAACACUCCAAGAAGUACUACUAGCACAACAACAACCACAACACCACAAUCAUCAUCCUCAAAAGGAACCACAAGAUUGCAGUACUACGAGUCCCGAACCGACCACAACCACAAGUAGUCCAACCACAAAAACCAGGUCAUCAUCCAUGAUGGCACCAUCCGGUGGCUUGGCGGCCUUGUUACGACCCAAACGAGCCAUCCGAUCCAAGUCUCAUGGCAGCCACGAUGACAGCAGUCCACCGCCGUCUAUCCCACGACCCUAUCUCGGAAAGAGAGGCAUGUCAUUGGGAGGGCUCUUUUCGUCGUCUUCUUUUCGAAAAUGA